Molecule: messenger RNA, 6798 nt
Organism: Oldenlandia corymbosa var. corymbosa
Lineage: Eukaryota; Viridiplantae; Streptophyta; Magnoliopsida; Gentianales; Rubiaceae
Source: the annotation of a GenBank genome assembly
AAUUAUUGUUUUUCCAAAAUGAAACAAAAAGAAACAAAAUACUAGUAGUGCUCGUAUUUUCAGCUUCCAGGUGAUGAAAAUUUGGGAAACAAUUUCUCUAUAUUCUGCAUAAAAGCAUCAUCACUGUGGCAGAGCUUACAGUAUUAGCUUCCGAACUUUUCAUUUAGGCGCAAGGUUCCUUCAGUGCAGAAUCUUGAUUCUUUCUGCAAGGCGUGAACUUUAAGAGUUUGUUACUGAAAUAGGAAUAAAUCAACUCAUAUCCUAUUCUGGUAUAUUCCGGUUGAGAACAGGUUGAAGACUUUACUGAAUAUGGCUUAGCUUUUAUUCAUGAUUCUUUCAUGUUCAGCAUGAAUUUGACUUAGGUCAAAAUAGAUAUUGAUGGAGCGAAACCUAGGACAAGAUUCCCUGGGGCAACAGAAAAACUAUGAACAAGUCAGAUACAGCUCCGUGGAGACCAGAACUGAAGGACUUGGUUUUGCAAACCAAAGAUUCUUCCAUGAUCCGUCUAGUUCUAUCAACACCAAUAUUAGACCCCCGGAGCUUGGUAUACCAGUCCUUGCUAGACCUGUUUUAAAUUAUUCUAUUCAGACUGGGGAGGAGUUUUCUUUUGAGUUUAUGCGGGACAGGGUAAAUCCAAGACAGCAAUUUAUGCCAAAUGUGUCCGGUGCUGAACCUGGUGGUUCAUCUUAUAUGGAUUUAAAGGGCAUCCUGGGCAUAUCCAGUUCAGCAGCAUCUGAGAAUGGAUCAGAUAUCUCCAUGAUUCCCCCAGCACAAAAGAUUCAAGCCCAGGUUCAUGAAAGAAAUAAUUCCUUUGCAAAUGAAGAAAAAGGUUUCUAUCAACCAGUGCCUCCAGUACCUCGAAGUUCAUCUAGAAAUAGCAUGAAUCAUGGUUCAUCUAGAGCACCACAAAUCUCAUCCCCAAAGUUGAAGUUUCUCUGUAGCUUUGGGGGUAGAAUUAUGCCUCGUCCAAGUGAUGGAAAGCUAAGGUAUGUGGGUGGUGAAACCCGCAUCAUUCGGUUAAGCAAAGAUGUUUCAUGGGAGGACCUUUUGCAAAAAUCUUUGUCUAUCUACAGUCAAACCCAAGCCAUCAAGUACCAGCUUCCUGGUGAGGAUCUUGAUGCCUUGGUGUCAGUCUCCUGCAAUGAGGAUUUGCAGAAUAUGAUCGAUGAGUGUAAUGUGCUUGAAGACAGUGGAUCACAGAAACCAAGGAUGUUUCUUUUUUCAAGUAGUGAUCUGGAUGAUUCUCAGCUUGCUCUUGGGAAUGUGGAACCUGAUUCUGAGUUUCAGUAUGUUGUGGCUGUCAAUGGCAUGGAUUUUGGAUCUAGAAGGAACUCUAUUGCUCUCGCUAGCACAUCGCAGAACAAUUUGGAUGAACUGCUUGGUUUCAGUGUUGGCAGGGAGAUGAAUCAAGUUACGGAAGGCUUAGCUGGGAUCAAUGCUACUCAACCUAGGGAAAAUGUAUAUUCCAGUGACCAAUCUACUCAACAAAUAGCGCCGGUUUUUUCACAUUUUGAGUCUCAUCCACUUAAUUACCACAAUAACAAAACCCAAGGAGAUGUUGAGUGGCAUCCUGUAACUAGUUUUCAAUACACAGACAGUUCGACGAAAACAGAUGUUAAAACCUUUGUUCAGCCUGCUUCUACAUUGAAGUAUGAAACUUCUCAUGGAUCCAAUCAUCACAUGAUUAUGGAAAACUUGGUUCCACAUUCUAACCAAGGGCAUAUCGCUCUUCAGGGAGGUCAACAGCCACAUGGCAGCUUGUAUGUCAAUUAUUCGGAUCAAAUAGCAGCUGAGAUGACAGUAAAUAGGGAAAAGUCUAUAAAAAAAGCAGCUGAAUUUAGUGCUGAUCAGUCUGUGGAAAAGAACGCACUUUCAGAGGGGACACAAAUGAGAAGAGAAAACUCAACCCCCAAAAUCAAUGAAACUGAGAAAAUGCAAUCUUCAGGAAACACUAAGAUUUAUACCUCAAAUGACAUGAAUGCUUCAAAUUCCAUUGCUAAAGAUGACGCCUCGGUGGUUUCUCCUGCAGAUUUUCCUGGACCUGUUGUUACUCCGAAAGCCUCUGAGACUAACCAGAAACCUGUGCAGAAGUCAGUACCUCCCGUUAUGGUUGAGGAGGAGAAAGUUGAUAAGUUCAAUGAAGAUGGCCAUCUUUAUUUGUCUGGCAAUGCAUCUGCUGAUGGUUAUGGUGAUUUAAAUGCCUCUCCAAAUGAACCAUCAGUGCUUCCUCAGCGGGUUUUCCGUUCAGAACGGAUUCCAAGAGAACAAUCAGGGUUGAAUCGCCUCUCCAAAUCUGACGAUUCCUACAGCAACCAGUUUCUGAUAGCGCAUACACAAUCUGAUGUCUCACUGCAAUACAUUGACCCGGUUGAUUUGGUGCCUGAGAGAAAUGCAGAUGUAGCAGACUCUACUGACAAGAUGCAAGAAAAAAAUGUGGGUACUCAGACCAAGGAAUAUAUAGCUUCUGGUGAUCCUCAACAGCAUCAUUCUGCUGCUACUGGCAAUAACCAACAAAGACAAGAGAAGUCUGGAGAGCUAUAUAAUAAAGUCAGUGUUCCAAGUUCCAGCAUUUCAAGAGAAGUUUCUGAGUCAAAUCUUCAAACUUCUGAGGAGAAGGCUCCAGUUAUUCAUGAUAAAGAAAGUUAUGGAUUGAGUAAUCAAAAUGUUAGCCAAGAAAUUUCUGGCAAAGUCCAGGGUGAAUCUACCUCUAAGGUAAAGGAUCUUCCUUUUGGUGAGAUGCCAGUCAAAAGAAUGGAGGGAAGUAACAAAAAAGUUCAAAUAAUUCCUGCUGUUGAAAGAGAGCAACCCAUUGCGUCUAUUUCUGAAGAAAAGCCUUCAACAGGUGUUCCUGAGCAAGGGGACAUACUUAUUGACAUUAAUGAUCGAUUUCCUCCUGAUUUCUUGUCUGAUAUGUUUUCACUUGCUAGAAAUGAUACUGUAACAGGGGUUGUUCUACCUACUGAUCGAAAUGGAUUGAGUUUGAAUAUGGAGAAUCAUGAACCAAAGCACUGGUCUUUCUUCCAGAAACUGGCCCAAGAUGAUUUUGUGAGAAGAGAUGUUUCUCUGAUGGAUCAAGACCAUAUUGGUUUUCCAAUACAUGCUAAUGUUGUGGAGGGAAUACCUGUGGAAUAUGUCUAUCCACAAACUAAAGAUGUUGUCUCUGUUGGUCUUGAUUCUCACAUGAACUUCCAUUCAAACAUACAGCAGCCCUCUCGUGGCUUCAUUGGGCCAAAUACCAUGAAUUUGCCUUCAGAUUAUGAUCCUCCUCCAACCACCAGUAUCCAAAGCAUGCAGUUUGAUGAUGGUAUAAUAAACUCAAGGGUAGUUGAGCCAGAUUAUCAGGAUGAGAAAGUGGAAGCUCAGCAUACAGGUUAUUCUCUCAUUAAUCUCUCGUUGGCUGACUUUGAUCCCAGUAGUCUUCAGAUAAUCAAGAAUGAAGAUCUUGAAGAGUUAAGAGAGCUGGGAUCUGGAACAUUUGGGACAGUCUACCAUGGUAAGUGGAGAGGAACUGAUGUCGCUAUCAAGAGAAUAAAAAAGACUUGUUUUACUGGCCGAUCAUCUGAGCAGGAGCGAUUGACAGUAGAGUUCUGGCGUGAAGCUGAAAUCCUUUCAAAGCUUCAUCAUCCAAAUGUGGUAGCAUUUUAUGGUGUGGUGGAAGAUGGACCUGGUGGUACACUUGCCACAGUCACAGAGUUCAUGGUGAAUGGUUCCCUCAGACAUGUAUUGCUUUCAAAGGAUAGACAUCUUGAUCGUCGCAAACGAGCAAUAAUUGCAUCUGAUGCUGCUUUCGGAAUGGAAUACUUGCACUCCAAGAAUAUUGUGCACUUUGAUUUGAAAUGCGACAACUUACUUGUCAACCUGAAGGAUCCUUCUCGACCUAUUUGCAAGGUGGGUGAUUUUGGGCUGUCAAAAAUCAAAAGGAAUACCUUGGUUACUGGAGGUGUUAGAGGAACACUUCCUUGGAUGGCUCCUGAACUAUUAAAUGGUAGCAGUAGUAAGGUUUCUGAAAAGGUUGAUGUUUUUUCUUUUGGGAUUGUAUUAUGGGAGAUUCUUACUGGUGAGGAGCCAUAUGCCAAUAUGCAUUAUGGAGCCAUCAUAGGUUUGUUUGAUUCCUUGCAGUCCUAUUUUGUCUCUUCUCUUUCAAGUAGAAAUAUUCUUGAAUCAGUCUUUUCUUUGGCACCUGUAACUGUUUAAUUUUACUUGAAGUACCCAAAGCAUCUGAAACAAUUGAAGCUUAAUUUACCCUUCACAAGAGUAAUUCAGUACCCAGACACCAAUGGGAAGUGGGGAAGAUUGUCUUUCCUUAUCAGAAGUAGUUUUCUGGGUGAUAAAAACUUUCUAAUGUAUUUGGGAUAAUUAUUGUUGAAGAAUUACAACUUGGUCUGCAACGCUUCCCUCUGAUUUUUCCAAAGUAGGAAGCAUUUGUGAAGCUCAACUAGCUUAGGUGUGGUCUUAAUUUUGUAAUAGGCUUAGUUGUUAUUUAACAGGAUAGAGUUUGUAAAAUGUGUAAUUUUUUUAAGUUGGUGAAUGGGAAGAAUAGCAUUUAGCUUGUUCUUGUUUGGAUAAUAUCAUAGACGACAGUGUGGUGAUGAAUUAACCGGACUUUAGGUGAGAAAUACUUCCACCUUUUGAGCUCUGAUGUGGCUCGUCCACAAGGGCACGUGCGAGUACAGAAAUCAAGUAAUCAUGAUUUGGGCAUUUAGGAUAUUUAAACAUAGCACUUACUGGUUGCAUUUCUGAGUAUCCUUGCACAUUAACCUAGCUUUAACCGGGAAAAGGUAUUUUCUGGAAACUGUUUUGAAGAAAGAUAAAUAUGUUGAGAAAAACAAAAGAAACUGAUGCCACAGUUAUCUGAUUCUAUUCAAGUUUCAGAGGAGGCGCUAAGCUUGGAUUUAUACUGGAGAUUUAUAAAAUUCUUUCAAUUGAUUUUCGGAUUGUGUUGCCAAAUGAUCUGAUUCUUAUAGUAGUCAUACAUUACUCCAUGGUUGCUCUAUUCAGGUAUGCUAGUGAAUAAUCUUCCCAGCAAAAAUGCAAUUAAAACUGUUUCUUUGAUUAAUUACUCAAACAUUUCCAAGAUAAAGUGAAACAUCCGAAGAAGAUAACUGCGACUAAAGAAGCAGAAAGUCUAAAUAGAUAAGUUUACACUGUUUUCUUUAUGCUUGUAUUCGAUUUCAGAUCUAAAGGAGCUACUAAUGUAUAACAUUUUGUCCACCUUCAUUCUAGCUUUUCAUCCGCUGAUCUUUGUACAUUACACUAGGGUUUCUCUGAACAAAAGGUUUAGAUUGUGAGAAGGUAGGAUAUUUUUCUAAGAUUUUUCCAAAAUGAAGAGAAUAUCAAGUAAUGAUAAUAAAACAGUUAGCUUCAAAAUUGUUUGACAGAACUUAGUUCGGACUUCUGAUUAUUAUUUGUAGGAAGAUAUGGCUUUUACCUGGUGAAAGGAUUAAGAUAGUGGUAGGUAUAACACGGUUGUUUAAUUACUAAUGAUUGUACAUCUGGGCUAAGAUUAACCUAUGUGAUACUGAAGUAGACUUGGUUUCCUGAAUAUUUCAGUUAGAAAAAUAAAACACCUGAAAAGUAUUAUAUUAAUAUUACUAGCCAGUUCUCAACCUUAGUGUAAAUCCGCAUUGUAUGGCGUCAAAAUCUGAAAAACUGCAUUACUUAUUCCCAAGUUCCUUGAUUAAUGUCUUCCAUCACAUGUUAUGCGAUCCCAAAGUAGAUUCUUCUUAACAAAGGUGGAGUACAAUUGAUUGUUAGUUUAAUCUCUGCAAAGCUGUAGAAAUUCCAUGUUCUUCAGUUUCUUGUAACUGCUUCAUUCCAUCAUCAUAUCAUUCCAUAUUAGUAGUCUAGUAACCCCCCUUAAUGUGGACGGUGGUUGUAUUAUUCAAAAGUUUUUGGAUUUUGCUUAUUGCCCUUUUUUGUACCAUGCCGUCUUCUUAUCAAGGACUUAAGAAAUAAUGUUUGCCUGAUGGAAGGUAAAUUAUUAUGGGAGAAAAGAUAGGUUCAUCCAUCAGGUGUGCAGGGUUUUAACUGUAUUCACAUGCAUAUCUAAGACGGAUCCACUUCCAAGUUCUAUAUUACAAGCCUAAUUUCUCAAGUCUGAUGUAUUCUGGCAAAGCAUUAGUCUUUUGUCAAAAAAUCUUACCAGCUGCUAUUCAUUUUUAUUUUUUCCAUUUUUGGUCUGGAUCAGUUAGAUAAGUCAGAUUUUAGUUGAACGCUGCAUGACACUUCCUUUUUUCUACAGGAGGCAUUGUAAACAAUACAUUGCGACCACCUAUACCAAGCUACUGCGACUCUGAUUGGGGAUUAUUAAUGGAGCAGUGUUGGGCUCCAGACCCCUCUGCACGGCCAUCCUUCACUGAAAUUGCGAGAAGGUUGCGCCUGAUGACUACCGCAGCUCCAACCAAAGCACAAAACUAUGCAAAACAGAAUCAAUUGGCUAAGUGAUUAUGCAGUAUUGUAUUCUACUCGUUGCCUCCAAAUUUUCCACAUAGGAGUUUCAUAGUUUGGUUAAUAUUAUGAGCAUAUUGACUGUGGGAUGGGUUGUGGAACCCCCCAAGAGUUUCAUAUUAGGGUGUGAAUAACAUGUCAUUGCGAUUACGUCGCAUAAUGCAUAUGGAGAUGCCUGCAAAAAGGUCAAACAGCAGUAAAUAUGUUGUAUAGCAUUAUUUGUAUCUAUGUUAUAUAUAUAAAUAUCCAACUGAGUUUGCUUUGAAGUUUCAUAUUGGCUCAAACGAUCUUUGUAAUUUGUCUCCUCAUGAUGAAACAUAUAUUUUUGGCCUUGAAAAAUGAAAAUGGUCC